Molecule: messenger RNA, 1077 nt
Organism: Trypanosoma theileri
Lineage: Eukaryota; Euglenozoa; Kinetoplastea; Trypanosomatida; Trypanosomatidae
Product: putative inosine-guanine nucleoside hydrolase
Exons: 1
Coding region: 1-1077 (358 amino acids)
Molecular function (GO): hydrolase activity, hydrolyzing N-glycosyl compounds
Source: RefSeq, a predicted model, not a curated record
AUGGUUCGACGAAAGGUUAUUAUAGAUACCGAUUGUGGGGGUGAUGAUGCCAUUGGAAUCAUGGCCGCCAUGACGCACCCGGAUGUAGAGGUUGUGGCUAUUCUCGCAGUGUGGGGCAAUGUGGACGUUGACCAGGGAAUGGAGAAUCUUGGGAAGUUGAUGGACCUCUACGGACGUAAUAUUCCUUUCUUUCGCGGUGCAGCCGGUCCACUUGUGAUAGAACGGGAAACAGUGCAGUGGGGUGGAUUUGGCAAGGACGGCUUUGGUGAUGCUGAUUUCCCUUCCUCCCGUCGUGUAGCCGCGCAGUCAACCAAGCACGCUGCACUUGCUCUUGUGGAUAUUCUUAGAGAAGCAAAUCCAGCAGAGGACGAGGUGUAUCAACUAGUCUGUCUCGGCCCCCUCACUAACGUGGCACUUGCUAUUCGUUUAGAUCCCGAUGCAUUUUUUGUCUUAGGUUCAGACACAGUACCUUCCGUGACGGUUAUGGGUGGUACUAGUGAAGGAAAGGGCAACUCUAAUUUGAUGGCGGAAUUUAACUUUCACUGUGACCCAGAGGCAGCGUUUGUGUUAUUUCAGCAUAAGGGAAUUCGACAUCCCAUACAACUGGUAAACUGGGAAGUUACUGUUAACUGUGCCAUGUCAUGGAGGUUUUACGAUCAAUGGGUAAGCCGGCGAGAGACAGACGAAGGAAUAAAGUCAGUAAACCAAAAUAAAACCCAACAAUUUAUUGAGAAACUUUUUCAGCGACUCGAAGCCUUUACGAGGCCUUAUGAAGAUGGUACAAAGGCUGACACUGGUGAUGCGGAAGCAACACAGGAUGUAACCUGCGUUAUACCAGAUGCUGUGGCAAUGGUCGUUGCGUUGUACCCAGAAAGUGUGGAGGAUAGCUUUCUUACAUACGUAACCGUUGAACUCCAAGGACGGGAAACUCGUGGGGCGACAUGUAUUGAUUGGUAUGGCACAGAACAAUCCAUGUGCAAAAAGGGUCGCUGGCGCAAUUGCCAGGUUAUUACGUGCGUAGACAACGAAAAGUUUCUUCAAGUCAUGCAGCACAUCGUGGAUUUUCCUCUACCAUAG